AGCGAUAAACCGAUAUUUAGUCGAAGGCAGCGUCAAGCCCUCCUCGCUUUGACCGUUUCAGAGACGCGGCUAACUUAGCCAGCCGAAGCUAACGUUGCUAACGCCAGCGCCUCGAAAUGUGUUGACGACUGAUUUAUUCGGGAUACUCAACAGAAUACGUGGCCUUUGUUUCCGCUUUUGUUUACCAACGACGUGCCGGUGAUGCACGACACACCUGCGCUCCCGUUUCAUUACGGCUGUACAGGCGUGCUGAGUCCGCAUCAGAUGGCGCACAGUUUGUUUUACGGAGUCGAAAAUCCGGGUCCAAGGUCUCUUUCAGCAGAAGAAUGCAGAAAAUUGCUUCUGGAUAGGUCUGUGUUUGAGUUGGUGAAAACUCACCAAUUCCUGGAGUUGACUGACCCAAAGCUGCUGGGCUGGUACCUCUCUCUGCCUGUGGAGGACAGGAAGUUGAUCCAAGAUGAAGGAGGAUUUCACGAAUUUCUGAAAAAUCAUCCUUUCCUAGAAGUGUCCCGGCAUCAUGUUUAUGUCAGGUAUGACAGGGCAAGCGAUGCUCGUUCCCAGAUGUUAAUGUCAACCUUCAUAAAUGUAUGCAGAAGGCCUACAUUUUAUGGUGUGACUGUGUGUGGUAGUUGUCGAAUCAGCUGUCCACCGGGAGCAAACUGGUGUAGAUACUGUUACACACCCAUUCAGCAGCAGCUGUUAUACCCUCAAGCAAAUUCUCAGAAAGAGCUCCAACAGCCAGGAGACCAUCGUCCCACCAACCAGUUUGUGAGGCAGCAGGACAGUGUCCAGAGAGCCCACAACAGCAGCUGCAUCACAGAGGAACCAAGCCAAAAGAAGGGCCCGCUGUCGUCCCCAAUGUGGAAAGAAAGACCAGCGUGUCCGGACAGCAGGGGUAGUAGCAGUGUGCCAGUGUGCAAGGAUCGAGCAGCACAGAACAGCUUGUUUGUGGACAUGGAGUUGGAGAGACACUGGCAGAAGGGAGAGUCCUCGGAGUCAAGGAGCCAGUCUGCAGUCACACAGGGCCAGAGCAGUUACUGCAACUACAGUCAAACCAGUCACCUUUGUUCAGAAUGGUCAGCUACAGAACAGGGGCCUCCUUCUGAGUACUACAGCUUUGACAGUACCCAAAUAGAGUGGGGUGAUGCAAGCAUUAAGCAAUCAGUGAAGCCAGAGCAGGAGGACUCCCUGUCAGUCACCAGGGGGAGUUCAGAGCUGCCGAGCACUGAGGAGACUCCUGGCCGAGCUGAGGGCACUGAGGACAGCGAUCAUGAUUACCCAUGCGGCUGUGCUAACUUGACCUACAGUGUGCAUGACUGCUCUGCUAACACAGCCAGCGGAUAUGAGGCUAGCUCCAGGAGUGAGGAACAGAGCGAAACCUUCCACAGCAUCAUGGAGGAUGAUAUGAGCAUCCUCGUGUAUAAAAUCACUGACAGUCCAGGUGGCACUGGGGUCACAUCUGACAGCAGUGAGUCUGGUUUGGCUGAGCAGUCGCCAAUCAAGAUUAGUACUGCAGACAAGUCCACUUCAACCCACACCAGUACCUGUGAUGCUUGUGUUGGCACUGAGCAAAAUACGGCACUAUGCAUCUCAGCUGCCACCCAAACCAAGGGUCUGCUCACAGCUGACAAGCAUGUCAUUACUGAGGUCCACAUGGCAGACCUGGAUUAUCUGACUGAGGAAUUUAUCAAACUGAAGGCAGCUCAAGAGGAACUGAAAAAGCUGAAAGAAAAAAUGUCAAGCUCAGGUAGCACAGUGAAGAAGGAUUGUGGUGCUAAGGGAGGUUGCGAUUGUGCCCAGCGUGCCCAGCAAGCAGAGUGGAGCCUGUUGACUCUGCAAUAUAACAUGUGCAAGCAGCACUGCUGGAGACUCUACUGUACCUCAGCUGAAGGAGAAUGGCUCAACUUAAUGCAAGGAGACAUGAAUCAGUAUCAAUCAGAGGGCACUCCUGCAAACCUUGUGGGAGUCCUGCAAAGACUGGAGUCUGACUACAAUGAGAUGAGUGAUAAAAUCCUGGCAGGGGUUCCUCUGGACCAGCUCAAACCUCUGUCUGUUGACUCCCUAAAGUUGACCACAGAGACCCAAUACAUCCCUGCACAGAUGAUCGGUGAUGUACUGGCGAAAGUUCCAACUGGGAGCUCCCAGCAGCCCCACAGACAAGAUAAUAAAGUAGAUGGAGGAAAUGGUGGCCCUUGUGGUCAAACCGGCAAGAGCUCUAAGAAGCAUCAGAGACGAGAAGACCCAGCUCUCCAGUCCAGGGUUGUCUGCAGAAAACCGUUGAAAACUGUUUCUCUUGUCCUCCAGGAGAGUGCAGCUGCAUGUGAAGAGCUGAACCAUAGCGAGGCAUGGCACGAUGCUCUUGAGGAACUGGAGCCUGCAGAAGCAGCAGUAGUUGCUGAGACGAGAGAGGUCUCAACAGUGAUGAAAAAAGAGAUGAAACAUGUCACAGAAUCAGCCAGGGAGGUGGAGAAUACCAAGAGUUCAUUCCUCUGUGUCACUGAUCUACCAAGUACUGUGACAGAGGGUGAUGUGAUGCUGUUGUUUGAGAAGUACCAUGCUUCUGAAGUCAGUAUCUCUGCUUUCAGCAAUGGCAUGAGAGUUGCCGUAGUGACCAUAAGUGGCCCCCAGUCAGCUGAGGCCGCAGUGAGAGAGCUGAAUGGCUGCAGCGUGCAGGGCCAUGCUUUACAUGUGGAGCACAUCAGCAGACCCAGGACAGGGAGCCAGAGCCAGGCCCUACAGCAGGCACCUUCCUCCACCAGCAGGCCGGGGUCCUCAGAGGACGACCUGAAGCCCCAGACCUCCAAAACUAGCUCCAGAAACACUGCAGUAAAGCUGCUGCCCCAGCAGCGGCUCCACCUCAGCAUCGAAAAGCGUAAGGUGGUGUCCGUCUUGCCCACAGCAAAGGGGACUUGUGUGCCCCAACAUUACGCCACCAUGGGCGGUUUUGAUACUCUGAUGGCAGAGUUGACACAGCGCCACCCAGAUGUUGGGAGACAGAGGAUUGUGGAUGCCCUGCUGGAGCUGAAAUCCAGGCACAAGGGCGCCCUGAAUGGCCUGCCACUCAGGACCAUCAUGAAGAGGACAUCCGAACUCCUGACGAAGCCCAGGAGCACCACGACACCCUGAGGAGGCACUGCUAGGUGUGUGUAACUUUUUGUUGUUUUCAGGGAAUUGUUUUGAGUUCAUUGUCAAAAUAGCACAAAAAGCUUCAAAGGUGCUGCUAGUUGAAUGUUUCAAGAAGAGAGAAAACAUUUUAUUUGAAAGGAUUUUCACUUAAGGUUUAGUUGGUUUAAUACCUAGAAAAAAAUGUUUUUCAGUUAUUUUUUCGUUGAGAACAGUAUUUGCAUAUUCAGAGGUUCCUUUUUCUGUAUUUCAGGAUUGAGAUUUUCAUUUAAUACCACUUGUACAGUUAUGAAUGAGGCAGCCAAUUAAACAAGUAAAAAUACAUUUAUACAAAUAUAUUAUGUUCUUUAAGUUGCAACUCACAAAUCUAAAGUGUGUUUGUCAACUGGAAUUGCAGCUGUUUGAUUUGCUUCUGUGUCUGCUGUACUAUAAGUAAAAAGAUUUACUUGG
This is a messenger RNA of Myripristis murdjan (pinecone soldierfish), 3573 nucleotides long. It is a transcript of the gene rbm44, whose product is annotated as RNA binding motif protein 44. The transcript has 21 exons. Bases 202 to 3126 code for a protein of 974 amino acids. The record is from RefSeq and is a predicted model, not a curated record. NCBI's taxonomy places the organism in Eukaryota, Metazoa, Chordata, Actinopteri, Holocentriformes, Holocentridae. Gene Ontology annotation, molecular function: RNA binding.